Messenger RNA from Helianthus annuus (common sunflower), 2012 nucleotides. RefSeq names its product serine/threonine-protein kinase STY17. Gene Ontology annotation, molecular function: ATP binding; protein kinase activity. NCBI's taxonomy places the organism in Eukaryota, Viridiplantae, Streptophyta, Magnoliopsida, Asterales, Asteraceae. The coding region runs from base 285 to 2000 and encodes 571 amino acids. The transcript is spliced from 15 exons. Gene Ontology annotation, biological process: protein phosphorylation. The record is from RefSeq and is a predicted model, not a curated record.
AAAUACAGAUUUGAAUAUACAUUCAUACAUACACCGCUCAAACACAAGUCAUCACUCAUUACAUCCCCUAAAGAUAAGUAUCAAACUACUCAACAUCCAACUACUCAUGCGAAUCCGAAUCAGCAAAAGUGGUGGGACCCAUUUACACCUCAGCACCUCCGGCGCACAGUAGCUAUAACCUAUAGGUCAUACGAUCACGUACGAACCUCUUCACCGCUACACUUUUUCACACACACAGAUCUCUCAAUUCUCAAUCCUCUCCGUUUCCGGCACCUCAACCGCCGAUGGCGAUGGAGGACACCGAGAGCUGCGGCAGCAGGGCGGUGGAAUCGCCCAAAAAGAGCAAACAACGGCGGCAGAAACUUGAGGUUUAUAACGAUGUUCUCACUCGGUUGUAUGACAUGCGUCAUGAAGAUACUCAGCAAGUGGAUUUUGAAGAUCAGUUAUGGAUUCACUUUAAUCGGCUUCCGGCUAGAUAUGCGUUGGAUGUGAACGUGGAGAGAGCGGAAGACGUGAUCGUGCAUAAGAGAGUUUUGAAGAUGGCAGAAGAUCCUGCUAAUAGACCUGCAUUUGAAGUCCGAUUAGUGCAGGUUCAUCCUAUCUCAGAUGAUAACACAUCUGAUAUGGACAGUAUGGAAAUCUCAAUGAAAGAAGACGCUCAAAGUCCUUUCACUUACACUAGCAGAAGCGGAUUGCACCCCCCUCCGUCUUUUGGUUCUAUGCAAAAUCUUGAAGCACUUGCACUAAAAGUCAAUAGACAUCAUGACAGUCAUACCGACAAUGAUGUGAAUUCAACUUCUGUGUCUUCCAGGCCUAUGCAUGAGGUCACGUUUUCAACUAUCGAUAGACCAAAAGUCCUAAGUCAGUUGACUUCUUUACUUUCCGAGGUUGGAUUGAACAUUCAAGAAGCACAUGCUUUCUCCACCGCUGAUGGCUUCUCAUUGGAUGUCUUUGUCGUUGAUGGAUGGCCUCAUGAGGAAACCGAACAGCUCAGAUAUGCAAUAGCAGAGAAGAUAAUGAAGGCAGUGGGGGAAAAACAAUCUUCACCGACUACUUCUAAUAACGUUCCUACACCAAGUCCCUCUAUGCCUUCUAAUGGUCAUGUAAAAAUACCUACCGAUGGAACUGAUGUAUGGGAAAUUGAUGUUAACCUUCUGAAAUUCGAAGAUAAAGUGGCAUCUGGGACUUUCGGUGAUUUAUAUAAAGGCACAUAUUGUAGUCAGGAAGUAGCUAUUAAAGUUCUUAAGACAGAGCGCGUUGAUGCAGAUAUGGUAAAAGAAUUCACUCAGGAAGUGUUUAUUAUGAGGAAGAUUAGACACAAGAAUGUUGUUCAAUUCAUUGGAGCAUGUACCCAGCCUACGAAACUCUGCAUUGUAACUGAGUUCAUGGCACAGGGAAGCAUAUAUAACUAUCUGCACAAGCAGAAUGGUUCUUUUAAACUUCCCAUGAUACUGAAAAUAGCGAUUGACAUAUCCAAAGGCAUGAGCUACCUGCACCAAAAUAAUAUUAUCCACCGGGACUUGAAAACCGCCAAUCUUCUGAUGGAUGAACACGGAGUUGUGAAGGUUGCCGAUUUCGGAGUGGCUAGGGUUCAGACUCAAACCGGAGUAAUGACUGCAGAAACCGGAACGUACAGGUGGAUGGCACCUGAGGUUAUCGAGCACAGACCAUACGAUCAUAAGGCUGACGUGUUCAGCUUCGGGGUAGUGCUAUGGGAGCUUCUAACAGGCGAAGUUCCCUACAAAUGCUUAUCCCCAUUACAAGCAGCAGUUGGUGUAGUACAACAGGGUCUACGGCCCCCAAUCCCUAAGCAGACUCAUCCGAAGCUCAUCGAGUUGCUCGAGAGUUGCUGGCAACAGAACCCGACACUGAGACCCAACUUCACAGACAUCCUGGACAAACUAAAACGUUUAGCAAAAGAGGUCGGGAAUGCUGGAGAGGGGCAAAAGGACAAAUCUCUUAGUGGAUUUUUCUCGGGUUUUAAGAAGGGACAUCACUGAUUGUAGCAGCAG